Phyllostomus hastatus (greater spear-nosed bat) is the source of this 768-nucleotide messenger RNA. Its product is annotated as histone H2B type 2-F. The record is from RefSeq and is a predicted model, not a curated record. Lineage: Eukaryota; Metazoa; Chordata; Mammalia; Chiroptera; Phyllostomidae. The transcript is spliced from 2 exons. The coding region runs from base 64 to 444 and encodes 126 amino acids. Gene Ontology annotation, molecular function: DNA binding; structural constituent of chromatin; protein heterodimerization activity. Gene Ontology annotation, cellular component: nucleosome.
CGCAGCUAACUCGGCUGUACUCGCGGUUGGUUCUAUUGUUGAGUGGUGGUUUACUUCGUGGAAAUGCCGGAUCCUGCGAAAUCUGCUCCUGCUCCUAAGAAGGGCUCUAAAAAAGCUGUUACGAAAGUGCAGAAGAAGGAUGGCAAGAAACGCAAGCGCAGCCGAAAGGAGAGCUAUUCUGUGUACGUGUACAAAGUGCUGAAACAAGUUCACCCGGAUACCGGCAUCUCAUCUAAGGCCAUGGGCAUCAUGAACUCCUUCGUCAACGACAUCUUCGAGCGCAUCGCCGGUGAGGCCUCCCGUCUUGCGCAUUACAACAAGCGCUCGACCAUCACCUCCCGGGAGAUCCAGACGGCCGUGCGCCUCCUGCUGCCGGGCGAGCUGGCCAAGCAUGCCGUGUCCGAGGGCACCAAAGCGGUCACCAAGUACACCAGCUCGAAGUAAUAGUGCACAGGAAGCAACACAACAGCUACUUUUUACCCCAAAGGCUCUUUUCAGAGCCACUUCAAUUACAAGAAGUGGCUGUAAACGCUGGUGAGAUUGGCUUUGUUCUGCCCUUCCAGAAGAAGUCACAGCCAGACUCCACCCGACUGCUGUGUCACUGGGGAUCCUGUCAAUACCUCCUCCAAGUUAAAUUAUCUUCUCAGAGAGCACCGCCUGUGGGAAAUUUAUUUCUCCAGAAUGUGUAGACCAAUUAUUUCUAGUAUUUCUUAGAGAUAUUUUACCUCCAGUAACUCACAUAACAUGUUUGGGAAUCUCUCCCUUUAA